AUGGUUCACUCGUCUGCGUCUUCGAACAAGGCUCGACCUCGAUGCCCACUACAGGAACAGCUCCUGCAGAGAAGAAACUCGAGGGAGAAUUUGGAUCGGUUCAUACCUAAUAGAUCGGCCAUGGAUUUUGAUUAUGCGCAUUACAUGCUUACGGAAGGUAAGAAAGGUAAGGAAAAUCCCGUAAGCUCUUCUCCUUCUAGGGAGGCAUACAGGAAGCAUCUUGCUGAGACCUUCAACAUGAACCGCACCCGAAUUCUAGCUUUCAAGAAUAAGCCUCCAACACCAAUAGAGGCCAUCCCAAAUGACAUCUCAUUGGCCACUCACCAAGUCAAGCCCACUAAACCCCGUCGGCACAUUCCCCAGACUUCGGAGAGGACGCUAGAUGCCCCUGAGAUUUUGGACGACUACUAUCUGAAUUUACUGGAUUGGGGCAAUAGUAAUGUUCUUUCGAUUGCUCUUGGAAACACUGUGUAUUUGUGGGAUGCUUCAGAUGGGAGUACCUCGGAGCUUGUUGUUAUCAAUGAGGAAAGUGGGCCAGUGACCAGUGUGAAAUGGGCUCCUGACGGUAGGCACAUUGCUGUUGGUCUGAACAACUCCGAGGUCCAGCUGUGGGACUCGACUGCUAAUAGACUGCUGAGAACUCUGAAAGGCGGCCAUACAUCCCGUGUGGGUGCACUCGACUGGAACGGCCACAUCCUGACAACUGGUGGAAUGGACGGCCGCAUCAUAAACAACGACGUGCGCGUGCGGGCCCACAUAGCCGAUACCUACAUCGGGCAUCGUCAGGAGGUUUGUGGGCUCAAGUGGUCGGGCUCGGGCCAGCAGCUAGCCAGCGGUGGCAAUGACAAUCUCCUUCACAUAUGGGACCGUUCUGUGGCCUCGUCAAACGGGCCCACACAGUGGCUCCACAGGCUUGAGGACCACACUGCGGCCGUAAAGGCUCUUGCUUGGUGUCCUUUUCAAGGGAACUUGUUGGCCUCAGGAGGCGGAGGAGGAGAUAGGUCUAUCAAGUUCUGGAAUACACACACAGGCGCGUGUUUGAACUCGGUGGACACGGGUUCUCAGGUGUGUGCCCUUUUGUGGAACAAAAACGAGCGGGAGCUGCUGAGUUCACACGGGUUUACUCAGAAUCAGCUUACUUUGUGGAAAUACCCGUCGAUGGUUAAGAUGGCUGAGCUCACGGGACACACAUCUAGGGUGCUUUUCAUGGCUCAGAGUCCGGAUGGAUGUACAGUUGCAUCUGCAGCUGGAGAUGAGACUCUGAGGUUUUGGAAUGUUUUUGGGACUCCUGAAGUUGCUAAACCUUCACCAAAGACAACUGCUACUACCGAGCCGUUUGCUCACUUGAAUCGCAUUAGAUAA
Messenger RNA from Striga hermonthica, 1362 nucleotides. Lineage: Eukaryota; Viridiplantae; Streptophyta; Magnoliopsida; Lamiales; Orobanchaceae. The record is from the annotation of a GenBank genome assembly.